UGCGGAUUUGUCUGGCAGUAAAAUGUGGACUCGCACAUGGCUGAACAGCCAGGAUCCGACAGGAUUCGGCAAUAGGGAAGGGCUGAUCCUCGUGGAGAACCCGCCCCGCUUUCGCUGGUGAGAGAGGGCGACCCUCCUGUCUUCCGUAACCUCGGCUCAACCCUCAGCCUACCUGAACUCCCGGCUUGGUGAUGUGGGAGCGUCUGCACGACAGUGAUCUUUGACUGCCUAUACUUACCUCCCAGAAAGCCGACCCUUUCAGACACGUUCGGGUCACUAUGGACGAAGCAGAUCUGCUGAAAGAGCGUCUUCAAGCUAUAACGCAUAAGAGAAAACUCCAAGAAGACAUUGUCAAGAAGAAGUUGGAAAUCGAAGAGGAGAAGCUGAAACUACAGUAUUUGAAGAAAAAAUCCUUGCGGGAGCAAUGGCUGAUGGAUGGACUGAGUCCACAAAGCGAGCAGGAACAAGAGGCCAUGAAAUUACAGGUCCUGAAUGAACAGGAACAAGCAGGAGUUCUGCAAAGAAACAUCCACAGGAUAGAGAAAGAAAUCGAGGCUCUGGAGAGUCGGGAACUGACAAUAUCGGAGAACGAGAUGCUCAUUCUGAAACGGCUGAAAGAAGUGGAGAAGACAACCGCGGACAUCAUCAAGAAAAGUUCAGCCACUGAGAAGCAGACGAAUGGAGAUGAAGUGAGAGGAGGCAGCAGCGACACUCAAAAUCAGAAAGAACAGAAAUAUUUUCCACAAGAAGUAACCAUGGAGACCAGCCAGCUAUCAGAAAUGGCUCCUGUCAGGGACCAUAAAAUGGAUUCUGGGGAGACAGAGGUGGCUGAAAAUGAGGGCUCGUCUGAGGAGGCUGAAACAGCGUGGUCCAGUGCAGCUUCUCCAGAAUCCCGAAUGAAAGGAAACGUGGACAUUCUGACGGUCCUGCCACAACGGGCAGCGGACAACGGGGAGCAACACAGCUUAGAAAAUGGGAAGGAAACAGACAAUCUGUGUGAAAAGGAGGCUUUGAUCUUGGAAACCGAACAUAAUUAUCUAAAUCGCACGGAGUCCAUGACCUCCUCUGUUUCUGAUACAACCUCUAGUGCAGGAACAGUUUGUGAGAAUGAAAUGCUUCACAAAACACAGGAGCAGUCAGAGCAGGAGCGAUCUGACACUCCAGUGUUGCCCACGACAGAGGACACUGAAGAGAGCGAGACCACCAGGACUCCAGAACCAGUGAUACAAGAGGCUGCUAUGGAUAGCCUCAGUAACAACAGAAUACAGGUGUCCAUUAUAGAAGACUGCGUUGGCGAAGAAGCUUCUUCUGGUAUCUCCACAUAUCUUGAUCCAGGUGAUGCUGACUUAAACUGCAUUUUGCGGGUUGAGAUAGAACCUGUCUCCUCUGAUACUGAGACUGAUGAGAGAUGGAGGGCCAUCUUUUCCUCCUCUAUUAAUAGGGAGGAUGAUGAUUCCUACAUGGAUGAAAUCCUAAAUUUAAGUGCCCAAGAACUCUUUGUGCAAAAAGUUGAAAGGAAUGUGGAGAAUAUUGUAGAAAUCAACCAGAGCGAUGACAAAGAUGUCCCUGACCAUGAAGAUACUCUUGAUCAAUAUGAGCACCACACCCCAGACUGUGAUGAUGCUCUAGACCAAUAUGAGCACCACAGCCUAGAUUGUGAAGAUGCUCUAGAGCAGUAUGAUAACUUCACCCCAGACCAUGAAGAUAUUCCAGACCAAUAUGAUAACAUCACCCCAGACACUGAAGAUGUGCUAGACCAUUAUGAUAACAUCACCCCACACACUGAAGAUGUGCUAGACCAUUAUGAUAACAUCAUCCCAGACACUGAAGAUGUGCUAGACCAUUAUGAUAACCUUACCCCAGACCGUGAUGAUGCUCUGGAUCAAUAUGAGCACCCAUCCCCAGACGGUGAAGAUGCUCUCGACCAAUAUGAUAACCUCAUCCCAGAUCAUGAAGACGCUCUUGACCAAUAUGAGCACCACAAUCCAGAUCGUGAAAAUGCUCUAGACCAAUAUGAGCACCAUAUAACAGAUCUUGAAGACUCUCUAGACCAAUAUGAGCAUCACAGCCAAGACCGCGAAGACCUUCUAGACCAGUAUGAGCACCAUACUGGUCUAGAUGACGCCUAUGAAUUUGAAACUCAAGAGCACCCCAAUGUAACUCCCUCCCUAUUUCACGGCUUAUCAAAAAUAUCAGAAGAUGAGGAAGAGUUCAGUCACGGUUUAAAAUGCAGCACAAAUGAUUCAGAGUCUUCAAAAGUAAAUACUAAUAAGAAAGUUCCUCCUGACUACUGUGUAAUUCAGGAGACAAAGAGCGAGAAUGUCAGUACAGAACAUGUGGAUUUUCGGGUUGCAAGAAAGCAAUGGCUAAAAAUGGAAGAGGCGACAAAAUACCAGAUUUAUCAACCCACUUUUAGGCAAAUGACAUGCCCGGGAGGACACAACUCCAUGUACACCCCCGUUAGAAAUAUCAACAGGUCCAAGAAAGAAGCAGAGUUGGACUGUACAGCGCUGAAUGACUAUUCUCAGACUCAUCUCAGCCCAUGUUCAGAGGACUCUGGCCUCGAUGACUCCAGCUACAGGUCUCCUUGCGAUGAUGAGACCCCGAUUGAAAGGGAAAUUCGCUUAGCUAUGGAACGGGAAGAGAGCCUGAGACGGGAGCGUGGAAUUUCUAAAGCCUACAAUGCCAAUGAAUGCACACAAGCUACUGGCAAACCAGUCAUUGUUCAAGCUGGAAAAAUUGACAGAAGAUUGAAUCAGGAGAUUGAAGAAAGGAGAAAGAUGUUUGAGGCAAAGGAAGACAAUUGCAGAUUCCCAAAGUCCCCCAGCAUUAAAACACCAUCCUUCAUUAUUACCUCCUCCCCGUCAAAAGGUCAGCUGUGCCAAGAGGUGUCAGGCAAUAGCGUGAUCAUCUUCGAACCUGAGCAAUACGCUUCCAGCCCAACACGCUGCAAGAAAGACACUAACCCGUUAGCAAAGAGAGCCAAUGAGUGGCCAUCGGAUGCAUCCAACGUCGUCAUACUGGAGGCUCCUGCCAUGAUCACACGCAGCUCGUCCGAGUUCUGCCUGAACUCUGUCUGCCAGGACACUCAGGACAGCACCUUUCUGAACAACCCCUUCUUCAAGUUACGCUCCAGGAGCACCCAGUCCCUGAUCGAUGACGAGAUCAAGAUGGUCAAGCAGAGAGAGGAGGAACUGAAGAAGCAAAGGGAAAGUAUAUAUGCUAAAGAUAGAUACAGCACAACACUAAUGUCACCAAAUGCACUGGAUAGUCUGGCCUACAAUAAGUCAGAACUUCCAGUGAAAUGUAAGUCUUCUCCCUCCUCCCCAAUGAAGUCAGCCUGCAAGGUGGAUCAUUCCUGCGAAAACAAAGUAACCCCUCUUUGCUCGUAAUCCUCUCCUCUAUCGCAAUGUCUCUCUCUUUGAAUAUGGUUGCCGUAAUGAGUAAAAACAACCACGCUAAUCUUGACUAAAUCCUGACAGUGUGGCUGUUCUUAGAUCAGUCAUGAAGAGUCAGCGCGUUCAUUACCUUGAUUUAACCAAAAACCGUCUGAAGUUACCCAGGUGAGUCUCUUUCUUAGUUAACUCUUUCUGGAGUUUGACGCAAGCUGUACGCUGCUGGGGGUAAUGAGUUCGACGGUCGUGCUAACAGUGUUGGAGAACGUCGGCCGUCGGCCAAAAUUUCUGUACUUUGAGCUUAAUUUCAUGAAACUGCAGGGCAGAUGUCAUGUAUAUCAACACUUACUGCUUGUGUAAUGUCAUUGCUACAUAGUUAAUACAUGGAUAAGCCAGAACAAAGUUGUGUGCUCAUGGCAGAUACCUGGUUGUUGAAUGCAGUGUUUAGUCCAGUUAUUUAUGUUGGUGUUCAUGUCCAUUAAAGACAGAAGUAUUUUAAAUGCAUCCCUGGCUACAGAGGAAAUACUUAUUGUAUUUUCUCCAUCAUUAAAUGCAUUUUCAAGAGAUCUUAAAAUUAGUAUACAUAUAUCUUCUAUGUUUAAACUAUUCAUAUAGCUGAAAAUUAGUACUGUAUAGGUUUUCUCAUUCUAUUAUGACAAUAGAGGUGAAUUAAACUUUUUUAUCCUUCAUCCUCAAAUAAUCAUAAUUGUCCCUUUUGUACUUUAUCUAUAUACAUGCAUACAAAUGACAAUUGAAUGCAUUGCAAUACGUAUUAUAAAAUUCCUCCUGUUCUAUGCUGUAUUUUAUGUCCUGUCGUCCUGCUUUUGUAAACUUGAAUUGCCCAACAAUAUUUAACACAAAGCAAUGCUUAAUUUUUAUAUAAUUAGUACAAAAUAAAGUUACAGUAUUGACUCAUUUUUGACUAUUUUUCAUAAUGCAUGUAUUUAUAUUUGACCGCUUUCUCCACACGAUAUAUUCAAAUAAGCAUUGCUUAUAAAGGUAAUGUUUCUUGGUAACUUUUUCGUGUUUGUUUGGAAGGGCUGCUAAACGCUGAAAGGUACCUUAGCUUUGGCGUAGACUGACAAUCCUGAAUACGUCUAAUUUCCUUUACAAAUGUUUGUGUGCGCUUUGUCCUGUAGUGAAGACAAUUUAUAUUAAAUGCUACGGCUUUGCUUGCUUAGCUUCGAAUUUUAGCUACCCACGUCUGUACGAAUGAAUCCGUGUCUAACGCAGAGUCGCCACAAUUGCCUUCAGUGUUUUUUUUCUUUUGUGUUGUAUUUUUAACUCAAGUGCUGAAAAAAAAGAUCACAUUGAAAUAAAGAUUUAUGAAGCAUA
Messenger RNA from Brienomyrus brachyistius, 4730 nucleotides. It is a transcript of the gene palmdb, whose product is annotated as palmdelphin b. The transcript is spliced from 7 exons. NCBI's taxonomy places the organism in Eukaryota, Metazoa, Chordata, Actinopteri, Osteoglossiformes, Mormyridae. Bases 279 to 3392 code for a protein of 1037 amino acids. The record is from RefSeq and is a predicted model, not a curated record. Gene Ontology annotation, cellular component: membrane; cytoplasm. Gene Ontology annotation, biological process: regulation of cell shape.